Molecule: messenger RNA, 1607 nt
Organism: Eruca vesicaria subsp. sativa (arugula)
Lineage: Eukaryota; Viridiplantae; Streptophyta; Magnoliopsida; Brassicales; Brassicaceae
Source: the annotation of a GenBank genome assembly
AUGAAGCACGUCUCUACAGUCUUUUUCUUCCUCUCCACUCUCCUCCUCACAGUCUCCGUCAAUUCUCUACCACCCCCACUGUUUCCCGAUGAAGCUCUCCCAACUAAAUCCGGUUACCUUCCGGUUAAACCCGCUCCUGGCUCCUCCAUGUUCUAUACCUACUACGAAGCCCAAAACCCAAUCACUCCUCUUCCCAACACUCCCCUCCUCGUCUGGCUCCAAGGUGGGCCAGGCUGCUCCUCCAUGAUCGGAAACUUCCACGAGCUUGGCCCUUGGCGCGUGCUUUCAAACGCCACCAAGCUAGAACCAAACCCUGGCGCCUGGAACCGCCUCUUCGGUCUACUUUUCUUGGAUAACCCCAUCGGAGUCGGAUUCAGCAUCGCCGCUUCGAAACAAGACAUACCAAAGAAUCAGAGACAGGUGGCAGAACAACUCUACGCAGCUCUCGCCGAGUUCAUGGAUCAAAACCCCGGUUUUCAAAACCGACCGGUUUACAUAACCGGCGAGAGCUACGCUGGUAAAUACGUUCCCGCCAUUGGAUAUUACAUCCUCAAAGAAAAAAACAACGGGAAAGUGAAUCUAAUGGGCCUUGCUAUCGGAAACGGGUUGACCGAUCCGGUGAACCAGAUCCGGACACACGCGGUCAACGCUUACUACUCGGGUUUAGUCAACGCGAAACAGAGAGAGGAGCUUGAGAGAGGUCAAGAGGUAGCUAUAGCUCUCGUGAAGGCUCAGAGAUGGCGGGAAGCAACAGAAGCGAGAACUAAAUUACUGACGCUACUUCGCAACAUGACGGGACUCGCGACGCUAUACAACCAAGCGCGGAUGAUACCGUACAGGACUGACCUCGUGGUUGACCUCAUGAACCUUAGAGAGGCGAAAAAAGUUUUGGGAGUGAGCGAAACGGUGCGUUUUGAGGAAUGCAGUGAUGACGUGGACGAGGCUUUACGUGAAGAUGUGAUGAAGAGCGUGAAGUUCAUGGUGGAGUAUGCCUUGGAGAGAACCAACGUGUUGUUGUAUUACGGUAUGUUGGAUCUUAGAGACGGCGUCGUUUCGGCGGAGGAGUGGAUGGAGACCAUGGAGUGGUCGGGGUUGGGUGCGUUUUUGAAUGCGGAGAGGAAAGUGUGGAAGGAUGGAGACGGUGAUCUGGCUGGGUAUGUUCAGAGGUGGGGGAAUUUGACACACGUGGCGGUUUCGGGAGCAGGGCAUCUUGUUCCGACGGAUAAAGCUGUGAACUCGAGGGAUAUGAUUGAAGGUUGGGUUUUGGGCAAAGGCUUGUUCGGUGGUGGUGGUGAUGUUGUGAAACAGAAGUUACGGUCGAGCUUUUUAGCUUCUUCGUGAGUUUUAAAUUUGGAAAUAUCUAAAAUAAGAUUCUGAAAUGUACUAGUUGUGUUAGUGUGUUGUGUCUGAAUAAGAGUAUGAUUCAAAAUGUACUUAGGAAAAUUUGUUUGUACGGUCAAACAACUGAUUAAACUGAUCUCAAUUCAAGUGUUAAUCAUUUGUUUUGACAUUCAGUUCUUGAUUCGGUUAACUAGUAAGCCAAUUAGGCUUCUAUGUAACAGAAACUGCAGCAGCAGAAGAUUGACCACAAAAUAAGAGCAUCUCCA